This is a messenger RNA of Astrephomene gubernaculifera, 1781 nucleotides long. The record is from the annotation of a GenBank genome assembly. Lineage: Eukaryota; Viridiplantae; Chlorophyta; Chlorophyceae; Chlamydomonadales; Astrephomenaceae.
UUUCUGAGGGACUCCCACUGGCAUUAUUCUUGCUUUGAACAAGCAUUUGCUUACUCCCGUCCACCGUCAUUGACCAGUGUUGGAAGAUGGCUGACUCGGUUAAGCAAGAGGGAGCCAAGCCUGAAGUGAUUAACAUCUCUAUCAAGUGUACCGAUGGCGAUGUCGCUUUUAAAAUUAAGAAGAGCACAAAGAUGGGAAAGGUAUUCUCUGCCUUCGCCCAGAAGAAGGGGGUGGCCGAGAAUCACUACCGCUUCGUCUUUGACGGGCAUCGCGUUGCCAACGAAGUCACGGCGCAAGAGGUGGGCCUGGAGGACGAUGACGUCAUCGAUGCCUUUGUGGAGCAGCAGGGAGGCAGCGGCUGCGGGCGGCUCUAGGAGGCGCAUCGGGCCCCGUGAGGGGGCUGCUGUUUUGGGAGGGGGCUGCGGCGGCAGGAGCAGCAGCGGUGGCUGCGAGCUUCAGGCGCACCCUUGUCUCAUCUGAGGAGGGGAGUGGGAGGACGUGGGAGGCAGCGGCAUCGCCCCCUUCAUGGUCAUGGGCCCCUCAGGGCUGCAGGCGCUGGGGGGUUUCAGGAGGCUCGGUGCACAGUCGGUGGCAGAUCUUGCGGGGUUUGAUGGAGACAGGAGCAGAGAAGGGAAAGAGAAUGAAGAGACCAGGAGAUGACAAGGGGAGGAGGCGCAGGCGGGGCGAUAGACGAGGCGGACCCGCAGCGGCUGUUACCUGGCUUCCGGUGUUGAAGGGACGUGUGAUGGGAGUCUCGUCGAGGGUGGAUGGGUCGGUGACAACUUGUUCAGCAGCCCGGCGCUGCCCGGCCCCCGGUACGGCCUGCCUGGUUGCGCUUACUGAGCUUUACCAGGCGUUGCCAAGGUGCGGGGAAAGAGGUAGGCCGCUGCUGCUGCUGCCGCUGCCGCCGCUUAAUGAUCGAAAGCUCGGAUGGGUGGCAGGUGGUUGGAUUUGACGUGGGUCAGUGGCAUGCGAUUCUUGUGGGAUUGCAACUAUCGGUUUGCGGAUUGUAGGUUAGGUUCGGACCGUGACGGGUGGGGUAGGAUAUCCACAGCUUUGGCUUGUCAGACUUCAGAGGCCGUUGUCACUUGGCAGCUACCAAGGAAUGCGCUACCGGCAGCAGCGGCUGCGGCGGCUUCUGCUGCUACGAAGCGUCGCGGGACUUCUCGCGGUGCGAUGCAGGCUGUGCAUGGUGCGCUUGAGAGGCUCCCAUGUCGCGCCGGGUGCCGCUGUGGCCUUGGGGCAUCACUGGGCGGGGGAGGUGCCGAGGCGCAUGUUGCCCCUGGUUGCGCCCGCCGCAUCAGGGUCUGUCGGUGUCUUGCCUUUUGAGGUCGGUAUCGUGGGUGGUGGUGGUGGUAAUGCAGAGGCCUGUCUGGUGCCAGGAGGCUUGCGUUGCAUUGGGCCUUUGCUCUGUGGCUGUGUAUGUUGAUGUUCUUGUGUUCUAUUCGAAAGUGUGCAGAACACAGUAGAGUCGAGUCAGAGAGUUGGACCCACAGGAUCAGUUUAUGUUGGCCAACACUGAGCCAUGCGUUUUUUUAUCCAGUAAACCGCGCUUGUAUGGAUGCGUGUGGGGGUUGCGCUCAUGCCCUCCAUUGCGCUCAUGCGGCUGCAUGGGAGAGGGGAGGACCUUGAGGGGGAUGUUGCGGUGCGGACGCACGGGAACUGCACCAGCCCUAGCGGUUGGCAGGAGGCGCCUGAAGGACAAAGGGACGUGCAAGGUGGGACCCGUGUGUGUCUAGGGCGUGGUUUGAGUGAGCGGACCUUUGGCAGGCCUGUGGGAG